AUGUCUCAGCUAUUAGGAGUAGACACUCCUGUUCCCGAGAGAGGGAAUAUAGACGACACACAACAUGUGGUGAAAACCGGUCACUGUGGUAUUCCAGAUCUUAUAGUCAAUGGUCAAGUAAUUGGAGAAAAUUAUGGCUAUAGAGACACAGUUGUAUACCAGUGCAGUCCUGGUUUUCGUUUGAUUGGUUCUUCUGUACGAAUAUGUCAACAGGAUCACAACUGGUCUGGUCAGCUCCCAUCCUGUGUGCCUGUUAGCUGUGGUCACCCUGGUAGCCCAAUUUAUGGAAGAACAAGUGGAAAUGGUUUUAACUUCAACGAUGUUGUAACAUUCUCAUGUAAUACCGGGUAUGUUAUGCAGGGGCCAACCAAAGCACAGUGUCAGGCUAACAGGCAGUGGAGCCACCCACCUCCAAUAUGCAAAGUGGUCAAUUGUUCUGAUCCUGGAAUUCCUGCAAAUUCUAUAAGAGAAAGUAAAAUCGAACAUGGAAACUUCACAUAUGGCACAGUAGUAUUUUAUGACUGUAAUCCUGGAUAUUUUUUAUUUGGCUCUUCAGUUUUAAUUUGUCAACCAAACGGCCACUGGGACAAACCUCUACCUGAAUGCAUUAUGAUUGACUGUGGCCAUCCUGGCGUUCCUCCUAAUGCGGUGCUGUCUGGAGACAAGUACACGUUUGGGUCUACUGUUCAUUACACCUGCACGGGGAGACGGACGCUGCUAGGGCAGUCAUCUCGCACGUGUCAGCUGAACGGACACUGGAGUGGAUCUCUUCCUCACUGCUCAGGUAUCCCAGGUCAUGGGUCUAGAGAAGAAAACAAUUUUAAAAUUAAAAGCACAGUACGUUUCAGCUGUAAUAUCGGAUAUAUCCUCCAUGGCUCAGAAGAAAGGACUUGUAUGGCAAACGGAAGUUGGACAGGAAGACAACCUGAGUGCAAAGCUGUGCAGUGUGGUAAUCCAGGAACAACUGCUAAUGGAAAAGUAUUUCGUAUUGAUGGAACUACAUUCUCUAAUUCAGUGAUUUAUUCAUGCAUGGAAGGAUACAUACUUUCUGGAUCAUCUGUAAGACAAUGCACUGCCAAUGGAACAUGGUCUGGAUCCUUGCCAAACUGCACAAUUAUCAGUUGUGGAGAUCCAGGAGUCCCAGCCAACGGCAUGAGAUAUGGUGAUGAUUAUGUUCUUGGACAAAAUGUUACUUAUAUGUGCCAACCUGGCUAUACAAUGGAAACAAACAGCUCCUUAAUUCGCACUUGUACUAGCAAUGGCACGUGGAGUGGAGUAAUCCCAACAUGCAAAGCUGUUACCUGCCCAACUCCUCCGCAGAUCUCUAAUGGAAGGUUGGAAGGAACAAAUUUGGACUGGGGAUUUAGCAUUAGCUAUGUCUGCUCUCCAGGAUAUGAACUCUCUUUUCCUGCUGUUUUGACUUGUGUUGGGAAUGGAACAUGGAGUGGUGAAGUACCUCAGUGCUUGCCAAAGUUUUGUGGUGACCCUGGUGUACCUGCUCAAGGGAAAAGAGAAGGCAAGAGCUUCAUCUAUCAGUCAGAAGUCUCUUUCAUCUGCAAUCCCCCUUUUAUUUUGGUUGGCUCCAGCACCAGGAUUUGCCAAGCAGAUGGUACAUGGAGUGGUUCUUCUCCUCGAUGCAUAGAACCUACUCGCACAGCAUGUGAGAAUCCAGGAGUCCCAAGGCAUGGGUCACAAAACAACACAUUUGGCUAUCAGGUGGGAAAUGUUGUUCAGUUUCAGUGUAAAAAAGGUCACCUUCUCCAUGGCUCAACAACACGAACCUGUCUUCCUGAUCUUACGUGGAGUGGAAUCCAGCCGGAAUGCAUACCUCACAGCUGUAAACAACCAGAAACACCAACUCAUGCUAAUGUGGCCGGAAUGGACCUUCCCUCACUUGGUUAUACAUUGAUUUACACUUGUCAGCCAGGCUUCUUUCUGGCAGGAGGAUCAGAGCAUAGAGCCUGUAGGUCUGAUGGCACAUGGACUGGGAAAGUUCCAGUUUGUGAAGCUGGUUCCAAAAUAUUAGUGAAGGAUCCCAGACCAGCUUUGGGAACACCAAGUCCCAAACUAAGUGUUCCUGAUGAUGUAUUUGCCCAAAAUUAUAUAUGGAAAGGAUCUUACAAUUACAAAAGCAAGAAACAGCCCAUGACUUUGACAGUCACCAGUUUCAAUGCCACUUCAGGAAGAGUAAAUGCAACACUUACAAACAGCAAUAUGGAAUUGCUGCUAUCAGGAGUGUAUAAAAGCCAGGAAGCUCGGCUAAUGCUACACAUAUAUCUCAUUAAAGCACCCUCCCAUACAUCUGUGAGCAAGCUGAAAGAGGAAAAAUGGGCUAUGGAUGGUUUUGUUUCUAAAGAUGGAGCAACAUAUGUUUUUCAAGGAUUCAUCCAGGGUAAAGAUUAUGGACAAUUUGGACUUCAAAGAUUAGGUCUUAACAUGUCUGAGGGUUCAAAUUCUUCUAAUCAUCCACAUGGUACAAAUAGUAGUUCAGUGGCCAUUGCUAUCCUUGUGCCUUUCUUUGCCCUUAUAUUUGCUGGUUUUGGCUUUUAUCUUUAUAAACAAAGGACUGCACCUAAAACACAGUAUACAGGAUGCUCUGUACAUGAAAAUAAUAAUGGACAAGCUGCUUUUGAAAACCCCAUGUAUGACACAAAUGCAAAGUCUGUGGAAGGGAAAGCAGUACGAUUCGACCCCAACCUGAACACUGUUUGCACAAUGGUAUAAUGUGGUAAUGGUAUGUCUUCAAAGUCUAAAAGUUGACACACAACACAGUGCACACACAGUUCACUGAAUAAAAAAAAUAAAGCAAAGCACACUUUUCAGGAUAUACUGGGUCACCUUUCCUGACGAUGAUAGACAAGAAUGGGUUGUGGUUAUUUUGUUUUGAUUUUGUUUUACAUGAACUGGAUCAGAAUUCUUCUUUGUGUGAACCACGGAGAGUUUUAAAAAAUUUUGCUGCACUCCAUGAGUGCUACUCACAGUUUAUUUGCUUUUUUUAAAAAGGAGGUUAUUCUAAAACAUAAAACAUAUUUGCAUAUAUUGGAGGAGCAUCCACUAUCAGUAUUUCUGUGCUUUAUAAAAACUAUAAUAGAGGGACUGGGUUAAAAAAAAAAAAAAGAUAUAGGUAGAAAAUAAGAGCUGUAUUUACAGGAGACAAUAAGUCGCUGACUUCUCUUUAACAGUCAUACACUACAUCUUUCUCAUGAGUUUGUACCUUUUCUCAUUUAUUCAGUCCAUUUAGUAUUUUAUUUUUAAAGUCCAGGAUGUAGUAUUUAGAAAUUAGCAAGUACAACUUACUCUUUUCACGUCACAGAAGAAAAAUUAAAAUAUCAUGUUCUUAUUUAGUGAAUCUCCUGUCCUGCUUCACUUCUUGCUUCCUUUU
Messenger RNA from Merops nubicus (carmine bee-eater), 3382 nucleotides. It is a transcript of the gene CSMD3, whose product is annotated as CUB and Sushi multiple domains 3. The record is from RefSeq and is a predicted model, not a curated record. The transcript is spliced from 19 exons. Lineage: Eukaryota; Metazoa; Chordata; Aves; Coraciiformes; Meropidae. The coding region runs from base 1 to 2724 and encodes 907 amino acids.